Molecule: messenger RNA, 3638 nt
Organism: Polypterus senegalus (gray bichir)
Lineage: Eukaryota; Metazoa; Chordata; Cladistia; Polypteriformes; Polypteridae
Gene: anapc5
Product: anaphase promoting complex subunit 5
Exons: 17
Coding region: 154-2436 (760 amino acids)
Biological process (GO): positive regulation of mitotic metaphase/anaphase transition; protein K11-linked ubiquitination; anaphase-promoting complex-dependent catabolic process
Cellular component (GO): anaphase-promoting complex
Molecular function (GO): protein binding
Source: RefSeq, a predicted model, not a curated record
GACGCGCGCAGAGCAUUUCGGGAAGGCGGCUUGCUUAUUUGUACGAAGGCGAAGAGAAGUUGCAGUCGUGUCUAUUAUCGGUCGCGCCGAGUUUGUUUGACAGUUUGAUCGGCUGGUAACCGCAUGUAGUCGCCGCACAUCUUGUUUGGCAUCAUGGCAAGUGUGCACGACAGUUUGUACUUCAAUCCAAUGAUGACUAACGGCGUUGUGCAUGCCAAUGUGUUCGGCAUCAAGGACUGGGUGACGCCGUAUAAGAUCGCCGUGUUGGUGCUCCUUGAUGAGAUGACGGUGUCCAAGUGCAUAUCGCUCCUGGAGAAAAGGCGUCUCAACAAGCUCAUCUUGCCCUUGCUGCAGGGUCCGGAUAUGACACUCGUUCAGCUGCUGAAAACGGUCGAAGACUGCUGUCCUCAGCUGGCGUACGCCGUCCAUCUCCGACUGCACCUCAUGGCCGAUGGAGAGCUGAAGGACAUGGAGUCAUUUUUUGAUGUUUUGCCCAGUCCGUUUAAUGAGACAGAGUCUGAAGCGCACAAGUCUAGCGUAGUAGGCUUGUUCAUGAGGCACAUGGUGCUGGCCUACAAUAAGCUGUCCUUCAGUCAAGUCUACAAGUUAUACAAAGCACUCCAGCAGUACUACAAGAGUUACGAAAGGAAAGCCCCUCUUGUUAGCGAUGCCACGACUGAUGCAGACAUGGAGCAGCUCGCCCCAGAUGGUCUCGGAAGGAAGGUAGAAAAGCAAGAUUUGGACCUGCCGCCCAGUGAAGACGACGUCGCCAGUACUGAGCCGCUGUCCCAGAAGCAGGCCGAGUAUUUUCUGGCCCAGCAGGCUUAUUUUUUGAAAAAUGAUGAAAACAAAGCUCUGAAACCUGCAGGUCUACAGAAGGAGCUGAACAACAUGCUGAAGUUCAAUCCGGACUUUGCAGAAGCGCAUUACUUGAGCUACCUGAACAGCAUGAGAGUCCAAGAUGUCUUUGUGUCGACCCACAGCCUCCUGCACUAUUUCGACCGGCUGAUUUUGAGUGGCAGUGAUAGCAAAAGCAAUGGAGACGAGGGUUAUGGCCGGAGCUUGAGAUACGCUGCUCUGAACCUUGCUGCGCUGCAUUGCCGGUUUGGACACUACCAACAGGCGGAGCUGGCGCUGCAGGAAGCAAUCCGCAUUGCUCAGGAGUCGAGCGAUCACGUCUGCUUACAGCACUGCCUGAGUUGGCUUUACUUGUUGCAACAGAUGAAAGGCUCCGACAGCACCGUCCUUACAGAGCACUCAGUUAAAAUGGCUGUUCACUUUUCCUUACCGUAUUUAGCAUCACUUGGAAUACAAUCGCUGGUUCAACAAAGUGCUAUAAGAGGAAAAAAUGCAAAAAAGUUAAUUAACGCAUUGAAGGACACUGAUAUACUACACUGGAAACACAGCAUGUCGGAGCUUAUUGAUAUCAGCAUUGCCCAGAAGACCGCGAUCUGGAGAAUGUACGGCAAAAGCACAAUGGCUUUGCAGCAAGCCCAAAUGCUCAUGAACAUGAACAGCCUGGAAUCUGUGAACCUGGGCGUGCAGCAGAACAACACUGAGGCCUUCACUGUUACCCUGUGCCACCUGGCAGAGCUCCACGCCGAGCAGGGACAGUUUCAAGCUGCUUCUGAAAUAUUAAAACAUUUAAAAGAGAGAUUUCCUUCUAAUUCUCAGAAUGCAAAGUUAUGGAUGAUUUGUGAACAGAAGAUCCAGUUUGACAGAGCUUUAAACGAUGGGAAGUACCAUAUGGCAGAAUCACUGGUGUCCGUGAUAUCGGCCCUCUGCAAGACUGAAGGCUUAUACAGAAAAGCACUGGUAUUAAAAGCCCAAAAUCAAACCUCUGAAGCUUAUCGGGUUCUGCAGGGACUACUGAUCUAUUGUGAAAAGACAAAGUGUACAGAAAUGACAAUUCGAGUAAUGCUGGCCAUUGCAGAGCUCUACUGGCGUUCAUCUUCUCAUGGGAUUGUCCUGCCGCUGUUACUGCAGACGUUAGCUUUGUCUCGAGAGCACCAUCUUCAGAAACUUGCAUCAGAGACGGUUUUGCACUUGGCUUUUUCACAGCUGAUGCUCGGUAUUCCUGAACAAGCGCUAAACAUUCUGCACAUGGCAAUCGAACCCAUCUUGGCACAUGGUGCUGUCAUGGAUAAAGGCCGUGCCCUGCUGCUGGUGGCCAAGUGUCAAGUUGUUACUUCAGCUUCAGUACCUGCAGACCAGAGACAUCAGGCACUUGUGGUGGCAAUUCAAAACCUGGAAGAAGCCAGGAGUUACUUUGAUAAAGUUGACUGCCGAGAUCGAGUCCGAGACAUAUUUUAUCUGCAGGCCCGCUUGUAUCAUUCCCUGGGAAAAACUUUGGAGAGAAACAAGUGUGCCAUGUUGUUCCGCCAGCUGAAUGAAGAGCUGCCAUCACACGGAGUGCCUCUCCUCACACGCCUAUGAGAAGUUGUGUGUGUUCUAUCAACCCUGUUCUGGACUCAUUGCUGCAGGGUCAGACAGUGGCUUGUGCAAAAUAAAACAUUUUGAUACUUGAGAACAGAAUAAACAUUUAUAUUGCACAAAGCUAUUUAAAAUACUUGUCUAUCUUGGUAACUGAACAAAAAAAUUCACUUCUAAAGAAUGGACUUUACAGCAAUUAUGACGUGGUUGCCACUAGGUGGUGCCAUGUUCAAGUGUUAAUGCUACAAUUGCUGGUUUCUCCGAUUUUGGCUUAAUGCCCUUGUGAUAAGUAGGAAGGACAGAUCCGUGAUUACCAUUUUAAACCUGGAGGGUCUUGAGAGUUUGUUUCUCCAGAGGUGGAUAGUCUCAGUCCUGAAGCCAUUUUUGCUCCGUUUUUGAAAGAAUAUUAACUUUGGUUGGUUUUUCAUCCUCCAAAUUGAUUACCACAGAUUUGUACUGUGAGCAGAUGGCGAUGUGAACAAUGGGUACUAAUAACUGGUCACUCGUUACUAGCCAUGUCCUUCAGAUAUGACAAGUCAGUGAGAUCUCAUGUUAUUUUCUCCACUAGCAAGCAGGCACUAAGCCUUUGUUUCUACUAUAGUUUUGCCAAAGGAUCAGAUGUUGAGCUUGAUAGGUGAAGGUCAUCGUUGGGCCUGCACUCUCGAUCUUGAUGUCUUUGUGUGCUCUUUUCAAAUGCUCUAAACAUUAGGUUUGUUCUUUGUGAUACCCGAAAAACAAGUAACUGCUGUAUGGGAGCCCAGAUGCAGUGCAAGUCUAUAUUGACCGUGUUUAAUGCAACUUGAACUUGUGGAUGAUAAUGGGAGACUGCUUCAAGCAAGAGCACAGACGAGCACCACUGCAUUCUCUUCUUCCUAUUCAUUUGGUGGGUAAGUUCUGCAAAUGUCACCAUUGUUUAGUUUUUAAAGGGGGGGGGGGUGAACAGCUUAUUUUGUGUCCUGGGGCUUGUGGGAAAGACCACACGAGUGAAGUUUGAGGAAAUCCUUUGUCCAUUACACAGCCUUGUACACCAGGAGACUGUCCAAGGACUCUCCCAGCAGAAAUUGCGCAGCUGGACACCCCAAGUAUGCAGCCAGCCUGUCUAUGUAAAAUGGUGGGAGGAGUGGACUCUGAGCAACUUGUGACCAGGGACACAAACAUGAGAGGAAAUCUGUGCUUGUAAGAAAAUUAAACAGUUGGCCAAGAAA